Prunus armeniaca (apricot) is the source of this 1281-nucleotide messenger RNA. The record is from the annotation of a GenBank genome assembly. NCBI's taxonomy places the organism in Eukaryota, Viridiplantae, Streptophyta, Magnoliopsida, Rosales, Rosaceae.
AUGUUUUCCAAGACUUGGGUGGCAGAGAGAUUGAAGCAGAGGAGAGCCGUGAUGAAGUUCUUGUGGGUGCUUGGUCUUGUAACAGCACUUGUUUUCAGCAAAUGGGUUGACGGGUUUCUGAAGAAGAGUCUUAAUAAGACAGAGCCGUCUUUGUUGGAGACCUAUGGAGGCUCCAAUGCUGCAAAUAACACAUUAAUGGUAGAGUUGACCCUCAUUGAAGGAGCUGGUGCUAAAGGAGCAGUCUGCUUGGAUGGAACAUUACCUGCUUAUCAUUUGCAUCCUGGACAUGGAUCAGGUGCAAAUAGUUGGCUCAUUCACUUGGAGGGAGGAGCAUGGUGUAACGACACCCGGAGUUGUUCUAACCGCAAAAAUUCAGCAUAUGGAUCUUCAUCACUCAUGGAAAAAGAGAGGGCAUUUACUGGAAUACUAAGCAAUGAAGCUGAAGAUAAUCCUGAGUUUUUCAACUGGAAUAGAGUAAUGCUUCGCUAUUGCGAUGGUGCUUCUUUUUCUGGGGACAGUGAAAACAAGGAAGCAAACCUGCAAUUUAGAGGACAACGUAUAUGGUUGUCUGCAAUGGAAGAUUUGAUGUCGAAGGGCAUGCGCUAUGCCAAUCAGGCUCUUCUUACUGGUGGCUCUGCUGGCGGUCUGGCAUCCAUUUUGCACUGUGACGAGUUUUGGGGCUUAUUUCCCACAACUACAAAAGUGAAGUGCAUGAGUGAUGCUGGAUUUUUUCUUGACGCGGUUGAUAUUUCUGGUGGACGCACACUCAGGAAUUUAUAUACUGGUGUUGUAGGCUUGCAGGGGGUGCAAGAGAAUCUGCCACAUUACUGCACUAGCCACCUCGAUCCUACUUCGUGCUUCUUCCCUGAGAACUUAAUCGCCAACAUCACAACCCCGCUAUUUAUACUCAACGCAGCAUAUGAUUCAUGGCAGAUACAAAACAGUUUAGCUCCUUUAUCAGCAGAUCCCCACGGCGACUGGAACGGUUGCAGAUUAAACCUUGCAAGUUGUUCUCCAUUCCAGAUGCAAUUUCUGCAAGGAUUUAGGAACCAAAUGUUGGAUGCAUUAAAACAAUUCUCAAUGUCUGAUCAAAAUGGGAUGUUCAUAAAUUCAUGUUAUGUGCACGGUCAAACGGGGCAAGGUGCAUGGUUUGCUCCUGAUUCUCCUGCUGUUGGAAACAAGACGAUUGCAGAAGCAGUUGGAGAUUGGUAUUUUGACCGAGCAGAAGUUAAGGUUGUUGAUGAAAAUUGCCGCCAUCUGGUUCCUCCAGUGACAGCCUAG